UCAACCAAUGGAAGCGCGGCAUUCUUCAUUUUUUAAACUGUAUGAAAUUUCUGUUUGGAGCCAGGGAUUUCAACCGCGCUACCUGAGUGUUGUGAUCCGUCUUCUGCGUAUCGCCGGAAUUUCGAAUCGCGAUGGUCGUCCCCUCCCUAGAGGAGCUGGACUCCCUCAAGUACAGCGACCUGCAGAAAUUAGCCAAGAGUCUGCGUCUCCGGGCCAACCUGAGGGCAGACCAGUUGUUAAAAGCUGUGAAAGGCCACAUUAAUUGUGAGGCAAGAAAAGGAAAUGAGAAUCGGGAUGAAAGUCAAAUUUCUGCAUCCUCUUAUCAUGAGACUGAGAUACAGAUCAGCAGCCAGGAACAAGCCGAGAGAGAGCCAACCGGCCAUGUCACCAAAACAAGGAGAAGGCACAAGACUGUCCGUGUGGACCCUGACUCCCAGCAGGAUCAUUCAGAGAUAAAAAUAAGUGAUCCGACUGAAUUCCAGAAUCAUGAAAAGCAGGAAAGCCAGGAUUUCAGUGCUAUUGCAAGAGUUUAUUCUGCAGAUGAGCACCAAGGAGCUAAGAAUGCUGUUUCUUCAGGAAAACGUGGAAUAAAUGGUAACAAAGAUUCAAAGAUACCUUCAGAAAGAAAGAAAUCUCUCUACACAGAUGGGUUAUCCAAACCUGGAAAAAAUAAAAGAACUGCAAUGACUACUCCAAACUUUAAGAAGCUUCAUGAAGCUCAUUUUAAGGAAAUGGAGUCCAUUGAGCAAUAUAUUAAGAGGAAAAAGAAACAUUUUGAAGAAUACAAUUUCAUCAGUGAACUGAAGCAGCAGCCCAUCAAUAAGGGAGGAGUCAUGACUCCAGUACCUCCAAAAGGAAGACUCUCUGUGGCUUCUACUCCCAUCAGCCAACAACGCUCUCAAGGCCAGUCCUACGGCCCUGCAUGUCAGAGUACCUUGGGUCUGAAGGGGUCACUCAAGCGCUCUGCCAUCUCUGCAGCUAAAACAGGUGUCAGGUUUUCAGCUGCUACUAAAGAUAAUGAGCAUAAGCGUUCACUGACCAAGACUCCAGCCAGAAGGUCUGCACGUGUGACCAUGUCUGGGAAUACCCCAAAAGGUGAGGCUGUGCUUGGGACACACAAAAUAAAGACCACCAAGAGGAAUUCUGCUGUUAUUACUCCAUUCAAGUUGACAACUGAGGCAAUGCAGACUCCAGUCUCGAAUAAGAAACCAGUGUUUGAUCUUCAAGCAAGUUUGUCUCGUCCCCUCAACUAUGAACCACACAAAGGAAAGCUAAAACCAUGGGGGCACUCUAAAGAAAAUAAUUAUCUGAAUGGGCAUGUCAACAGAAUUGAUUUCCACAAGAAAACAUACAAACAACCCCGUCUCCAGACAAAGGAAGAGCAACGGAAGAAACAUGAGCAAGAACGAAAGGAGAAGAAAGCAAAGCUUUUGGGAGUGCGAAGGGGCCUCAGUUUGGCUGAAGAUUAGUAAUUUUUUAACAUCUUGUAAAUAUUUCUGUAUUCUCAAUUAUUUUUCCUUUUGUAAAUUUUUUUUUUUUUUGCAUUCUUCCCCACUUUAGUCAUGAGAUCUUUUUCUGCUAACUGUUCAUAUUCUAUGUCGCGUCCAUGGGUUCUUCAUGUGCUACAAUCUCUGAAAAGACAUUAUCACACUAAAGCUCAAAUUCUUUGGGAUGGUUUUUGCUUAAGUCCCUAUACAGUUCAGUUUUCUAAUGAGACCCUUCCUAAGAUUCUGGUCCUAGAUUUUUAAAGUCAAGUUCCCCUGCUGGUUCUAGUAUGAACAGAACUGCAGUCUUCUGCUAGGCAAUAGCAUUUACCUGUUGGCAGCUAAUUAUACAAGUUUCAGUAGAAAUUGAACAAUAACAAGAGUAGGGUAAGCUAGGGUAGAAAGGCCACGUCUUCACUCUCUAGUCUAUAGAAUAUAGUACACUUUAUGAAAUGGGGCCAUAUGGUUUGGUUAUUACAUCAAUAUUUUAUCUAGAUGAAAUUGUUUAGGCUCAUAUCCACCUUUGUUGAAAUAGCCUCCUGUAAUUACCAUCUGUCACUCACUAUAUUUGCAAAAGUAAAACUCUCUGUAACUCAUUCUAAUGUUGCUGACUUAAAAUAAAAGCUACAUAGCCCUAUCAAAAUGUGAGGAUUAAUGUUCCACCAAACCUACUUCUUAUUUAUUUUAUGGAAAAGACUAGACUUUGCUUAGUAUCAUGUCCAUAUUUCUUUCACCUCAGUGGAGCAUCUGAGUUGUAUACUGCUGAAGAUUGUUGUCAAUAACAUUUUUUCUCAUUGU
Sapajus apella (tufted capuchin) is the source of this 2282-nucleotide messenger RNA. It is a transcript of the gene NUSAP1, whose product is annotated as nucleolar and spindle associated protein 1. Gene Ontology annotation, molecular function: microtubule binding. The record is from RefSeq and is a predicted model, not a curated record. The transcript is spliced from 11 exons. Bases 132 to 1469 code for a protein of 445 amino acids. Gene Ontology annotation, biological process: mitotic chromosome condensation; establishment of mitotic spindle localization; mitotic cytokinesis. NCBI's taxonomy places the organism in Eukaryota, Metazoa, Chordata, Mammalia, Primates, Cebidae. Gene Ontology annotation, cellular component: mitotic spindle; microtubule; nucleolus.